UUCUUUUCUCUCAGUUAUGUUGAUGGUGGUAUUCGCGGUAUUAUGAACUAACCUGUUUUUUUGUUAGAACGGAGUUUAACGAAGACUUCGUCGUCUUUAUAUGUCCAUUCAUUGUUGUUUGAUUAAAGAGGUAGGUGUAUAUAGUAGAAAGUUUGUGCGAAUAUUCACGGUUGUGCGGAUUUGAAGAGACAAAAAUUGAUUUCCGGAGACAUGUGAUAUGACAGUGGAAAGGGAUCAUGAAGACCCUACUCUUUUUAUUGAUAAGUUUACAUGAAGCAUUAUCAUUGGAAAUAUGUACAUCCCAUUUUUGUCCACCUAUCCGUGAGAAACAGAAAAUAACGGUUGAGAGAGAGGUGCCAGUCAAAGUUGUUGGAAUCGACACCGUAAAUGGCUGUAUAUGUGCAGAAAUACCGAAUGCUUACACCAUUUGUUACAAUAAAAAUGAUAAGACUGUACCAUGUGUGAAGUUCCCCAAGGAUAUUUAUCUACAUAAUGAUGCAUUGCUCUUGAAAUCUACAUAUAUUACAGAAUUAUCUUACGGUGAUCUUUAUAACAUGACUCAUUUGAAGGACUUGAAGAUAGAUAGCAACCAGAAGCUGGGUCACAUUGAUCCCUUCAUCUUUAAGAAUAUGACCAAUUUAACCACUUUGAGUUUCGUUUUCAAUCCACUACUCACAAACCUUCAUCCUGACACUUUUCAAGGAUUGAUCAACUUGAAGGAACUUCAUUUGGUCAAAAAUGGUUUCCAGAGUAUCAAAAUACUGUCGAUUGCAUUGAAACCAACUAUUUUGCCCAACCUCAAGACUUUAGGUUUGAACGAAAAUGUAUUCAGGAAUGUGAGUGAAGAUGAUUUUGAACCAAUGCAAGGAAGUAGUGUAGAAGAGCUCAACUUGAUUCUAUGUGCAAUUAAACAUAUCCACCCAAGAUCUUUAGGCCCUCUAAAGAAGCUACAAGCUCUUCGUUUGGGUGAUAAUAGAUUCGAUGUAAGCGAACUUACAAAUUUACUUGUUACCACUUUGAAUAUGGGAGCUGAUUUGAAGCUCUUAGAUCUGUUCUCUUCUGGGUUUAGAGGUUCUAUGCCAACUUCUGUAUUGGAGGUUAUUGGGGGAUCUAACAUAAGUUAUCUCGUCCUUUCUAGAAACCAGUUUGAUGUUAUUGACAACGAGUUAUUUCCAAUACCUAUGCCCCAAUUGAAAGUGAUUGAUUUAAAUGAUGUGUCUGCACAAAAGAUUCAUGAUCAGGCAUUUCUGAACCUACCAAACCUGAGGACUUUGGUCUUGGGCAAGAAUAGACUGUCUUUUUUUGCAGCAUCCAAACAUCUUCCAAAUUUGACUUAUCUAGAUUUGAGUAGUAAUACUGAUGCAGAUGGUUGGGAAUUUUUCUUAACCAAGAGCGAUUUUCGAAGGAUGAGCUUGCAAUAUCUAGACUUGCAAUAUACAAGACUCCUACUCCUUACUAGGACUGAUUUUGGAUACAUGCCGAAUUUGAGAACGUUGAACCUCAAAAACUGCAGCAUCAUCAAAAUAGAAGAUAACACUUUCAAGGGGUUGACAAGUCUGAUGGACUUGAACAUGGAGAACAAUCGAUUUGUCAAGAUGUGGAGUAACCCAAGGUAUGAGUUCGAUAUUUUUGGAGGUCUUCAACAUCUCGAAGUUCUUCUAUUGGGAGGAAAUAAUAUAGCAACUAUUAGAUCUCCAAGAAAGCACCUGUUGAAAUAUCUGGAAAAUAUAAAACAUUUAGGAUUGAACAGAAACAGUUUACAAACGAUAUCGAGUGAAGAUUUCUCCCAUUUGAAAAAAUUGGAGAUUCUGGAUAUUUCUGAGAAUCACAUUUUAUCAUGGGACUCUAGAAUUUUUCCUAAUGUUAGACUGAAAAGGUUUUAUGCUUCCUUGAAUAAAAUAUCUUAUAUGACUGACGCCAUGUUGGCAGAUUUCGAUUCUUUGGAAUCUAUAAAGUUAGACUACAAUUCCUUCAUGUGCGAUUGUGUUUUGAGGGACAAAAUGAGUACUAAUAAAACUGCACUCAAAAAAUUCACGAAAUUGAUAGAAGACGAACAGAUAUACUGUGUCGGACCAAACGUGAACCAAACUGUGAAAGAUUUCUUGCAAAGUAUAGCAAAUUCCUCUUUGAUUUGCGAUCCUGGAGUAGAUAUUCUGCUUGUAACCAUACCAACAGGAGUCAUUUUGACUCUGAUAGUGAUAUUAGGAGUUCUGGGCUAUAUUUAUAGGUGGCAUAUUCGUUAUUGGGCCUUCCUAGUCAGACUAUACCUAACACGAAAAGGUAAAAUACGAAACACCAUAAAAAAGGGCCACAAUAACUACCAAUUCGAUGCCUUUGUUUCUUACUGCAACAAAGAUCAAAAUUUCGUCAUAAGGAUGGUGAAGAUGUUAGAAACCCAAGAACCGUUUUUGAGGUUAUGCGUUUACGAGAGAGAUUUUCAAGUGGGCAGUGUUAUAUCCGAAUCUGUUCUAGAACAUAUCACGAGAAGUCGAAAAACUGUGCUCAUAGUUAGUAAUGCCUAUGCAAAAUCUUAUUGGUGCAACUGGGAAACUCAAAUAGCUGAACAUCACCGGUUGUUUUUUGAGAAUCCUAACGGUGAUUGUGUCGAUGAAAGUAUAGUGCUAAUCAAACUUGGUAAGAUUGUCGAUGCGCAUUUGAACCCGACAUUGAAAUAUCUUUUGAAGACCAGGAUUUAUUUGGAAUGGGACAAUGAUACUGAAAGACAAACAAUUUUUUGGCAAAGGCUGAAACAGUUUUUGACUCCUCCGAAAAAUAAUAUAGAUGAUACUACCAACGUGUGAAGGAGCUAGCUCGAUGACAUAACCUGCAAAUAAAAUAAAUAAUUAUGUAGAUAUCUAAAGUAUUGAUCAUAUCAUGUAGCUCUAAGAAUCUCAAUCAUCUAGAUGUUUGUUUAAUUUAAUAAAUGACAUCUUGAAA
This is a messenger RNA of Harmonia axyridis, 2937 nucleotides long. Its product is annotated as toll-like receptor 4. Gene Ontology annotation, biological process: inflammatory response; immune response; toll-like receptor signaling pathway. NCBI's taxonomy places the organism in Eukaryota, Metazoa, Arthropoda, Insecta, Coleoptera, Coccinellidae. Bases 237 to 2801 code for a protein of 854 amino acids. Gene Ontology annotation, molecular function: protein binding; transmembrane signaling receptor activity. The record is from RefSeq and is a predicted model, not a curated record. Gene Ontology annotation, cellular component: membrane. The transcript has 2 exons.